This is a messenger RNA of Xyrichtys novacula (pearly razorfish), 18237 nucleotides long. NCBI's taxonomy places the organism in Eukaryota, Metazoa, Chordata, Actinopteri, Labriformes, Labridae. The record is from the annotation of a GenBank genome assembly.
CUCCCACACUCCGUCAUGAUCACACUUCACGGAGCAAAGCGGUGUUUACAGCUGCGCCGUGGGACGCGUGGAUACAUUGGGUAUACCUCACUUUGAUCUGUGAGAUUUUUUUUUAUUUAAUGUCUUGUGGUAUGAGAUCUCCAGUGUGAGAGUGACGGUGGUGACGUCAGGAGCGGAGAUCAUCAUUCGGUAAACGGAGAAGCGGAAGCAGCACCGGAGCGCCAGAGCGCAUCUCUCCAAACUUCUGCAGCGCAGAGCAAAACAACACAAAACAUCUGGGGACGGGAUCACCCUGGGAAACGAUGGACAACAACUCCAUCGAGUUAAACACGAGUCCGCCGCGGGUCGGCGGGUCCGGGGUUGUGGAUCAUGAACUGGUCAUCACCACCACUUUCGGGACGCUGCUCUCGGUUGUUUACAUAAUCGGAGUGUCUGGGAACGUGUACACUCUGGUGGUUAUGUGUCACUCUAUCCGCUUCGCCACGUCGAUGUACAUCUCCAUCAUUAACCUGGCUCUGGCGGACCUCCUCUACCUCUCCACCAUCCCCUUUGUGGUGUCCACGUACUUUCUAAAGGACUGGUACUUCGGAGAUGUGGGCUGCCGCAUCUUGCUCAGCCUGGACCUCCUUACCAUGCACGCCAGCAUCUUUACUCUGACCGUCAUGUGCACUGAGCGCUAUUUGGCCGUCACCAAGCCGCUGGACACGGUGAGACGCUCCAAGAGUUACCGGAAAGGUCUGGCGUGGGGCGUAUGGCUGCUGUCCCUGGUCCUGACUCUGCCCAUGAUGAUCAUGGUCACACAGACCACUAAAAACACGCCUGAUGGGGGUGUGAAGAGGAUGUGCGCUCCCACCUGGGCGCCCCUGGCUUACAAAGUCUACGUGACUGUCCUGUUCGGCACCAGCAUCAUGGCACCGGGGCUCAUCAUCGGUUACCUUUACGUGAAGUUAGCCCGCACUUAUCUGGAGUCCCAGCAGAACUCUGUGAUCAGCAGAGGCGGGAAUAAGCGCUCACCAAAGCAGAAGGUUUUAAUCAUGAUUUUCACCAUUGUGCUGGUGUUCUGGGCGUGUUUCCUGCCCUUCUGGAUCUGGCAGCUGCUGCCCCUAUAUCACACCAAGCCCCUGAGCCUGGCCUCUCAGACACAUACCUGCAUUAACUACCUGGUGGCGAGUCUCACCUACAGCAACAGCUGCAUUAACCCUUUCCUCUACACACUGCUCACCAAGAACUACAGGGAGUACCUGAAGAACAGGCACCGGAGCUUCUACAGGUACACCUCGUCCUUCAAGCAGCGGCCGCCCAGUCUCUACUCCUGGGGGAAGUCCGCGUCCUCCAGCAACCAGUUUGAGUUCAAUUCCGAGACGCUGGUCAUGGGGACGCUGAAGUGAUGUAUGAGCCGCGUGGGAGAAGCGAACUGCAUCAGAAACAGGUAAGCGCUGAGCUUUCCAUGACGCGCGUGCCACCGCGACACCGUACGUCAAGACUGCGCACAGGUUACCAAAAAAAGGUCAUCCUAUCACUGCUAAUCUUCUUGUCCUGUUAUUGUUUAACUCCUUGUUGUUAAUUGGGACCAGGAGUUUCCUCUGUUUUAGGACAGGGGAGGAAAAGAGUCUCCUGAGGCAAAAUAAAAGUUGUGAUCAACCUUUUUGUAAACUCGUCAAUUUUCUGACAGUUCUCUGCGUUUUGUACUCAUAAAUCAAAUCCUUUACUAUCCAUCCUGGUGUUUUACAAAUUAAAUACCUCAGUAUAGGGUUUAUUCACACAUACCAGCACGGAUUUUCAGACAGGAGGCCUGCAGUUCCUGGGAAAAGAGGAUACUACGCUAUUAUUUCACCUACGGUGCUGUCCUCUUUUACAACAUGAUUGACGUGCAAAAUGUGUUUCCUGUUUGCCGUCCUUGUUUUUUUUUGUUUUUUUUUUGCAUUGUAGUUUAUUGUUUAUUGUUUUUUUACACUGAUUAAUUAUGUGAAAGAAAAAAAACGUUCUUCAUUGUUUUGCAUAUGGUUUUAACGUUCUCUAAACUUAACAAAGCUUAAUAAGAGGUCAAAACUCUGUUGCGCGUUGCAAUAGGUAGUGAGAACCAAAACCUCUCGUUUAUGUUUCACAAGCCUGAUUUUUCUGUAAAUUUAAAACAGAACAAAAAGUUCUUUGUUGUUGUUUGAGCCGUAAAGAUGCUUUUUCACCAGGAUUUUCAUUGACAUAAUAUCUGAUGUUUUCAUUUGCAAUGUGCUGCAGAUCUGGGUCACUCAUCACCCGCAUUGAUCGCCUCUGAUGUCCUUAUAUGCAGCAUUCAUUCAUUCAUUCAAUCAUUCAGCAGAAUCAUCUGACCCUGUGACUUGUUUAAUUCUUUCUUUUCUAUGCCGAAAAGCACCAACUAUCAGUGUUUGUGCUUCUGACUCAAUUGUGAUUUCUCACCCAUUAAGCGCUCUCACCUGGCAGGUCUUUCUCCAGCUUUCUGUGGCAGACAUGUUCACUCAGAAUCAACCCAUGAGUAGGAUCAGAGCCAUUUGUAAGUGAUUUUUGAGCAGAUUUGUAAAGAAUUGCAGCCUCCUUAACACACAUGUACCAUAACACUGCAGCAGAAGUAGCAGGUAAGGAGCUAUUCAUCUCUCAAUUACUAAGGUCUUUGGGGUCAUGAUGAAAGUUAGUACCAUAAUUAGCUUUCGUACAAGCAUUGCAAUUCGCUAACGCACUUGCUUGUUCCACCAUCAUCCUCUUUACAUCUUGGGGUCUUGCCUGCAGAGUGGGGCUCCGUGAGUGGAGCUUGGAGUUGAGACAUAGAAAAUCCCACAGGGUCUGAAUCUGCUGUUUGGGUCAGCCAAAGAUUCACGGUGAUUUGAAUGAAGAAAUACUCAUAUGGACAUGUAGACAGCAAGUAAAACAUGAUUUUCAUUGGAGUGGGUCUUUAAAAACAAAGAGGUGGAAAAUGUUCAACAUGGUCACAAUAAAAUAAACAUAAAAUACAAAAGAAUGAUUCACAUGUCUAACCUGUCAUAACUUUGCGAUGGUAUAUUUAGCACUGAUCUACAAAAUGAAGGCACAGCAUUUACCAAAAGCUAGUUUGGGGAUUUCCAGAUUAUGUUGGCCUUUAUCAAAGUGCAUUUUUUUUAUUUGUUAAUCAAAUGUGUAACACACCCUUCUUAAAUUCAAGAUAUAUGUAGAGCACAGAAAUAAAGUGAAAGAAGGAUUGUCUCACAGAUAAUUGGGUUUUUUAUCACUUUCUAGGCUUCUACAGCUUUCCUCAUUCACUUUGACUCGGUUCUCAAGUGAAAUAUCAUUUUUUCCAGGACAGUAAGCUUUAGUCUUUGAACAAUCAGUGUCUCCUUCACAAAUGAGGAAAAGCUUUAAAUUACUCAACCAAACUGUAGUGUUUUGGUACAUGUAUAAUAAAGAGUCUUUACAAAUUUGCAUAGAAAUGACUUUUACACGGCUCUGUGAUCAAAACUGAUUCUGACUGAAACUGUCCAACUUUCACAGCUUAUGAACAUCCUUUCAACAUUAAAGUGCCACAUGGAUAAAUACCAAUUAUGAUUUUGCUUGUUUGCAGUUGUGGUAAUUAUAAUGAUCAUAAUGUAAUCUUUGCCUAUUGUGAAAAAAACAUCUUAACAUCAAAUAUGGACCCAUUAAUCGGGCACAGUAAUAACUUGGUGACAUUGUCAUAUUGGCCGAUAUCUGGACUCAUUAAGCUGAUUUUAAAAAAUAAACAGAUCACGUUUGCAGACUCUGCUGGCAGGUUUGUCACUGUGGCUGCUGUCAUGCUAGCCUGGCUGGGCCAUCCUGUUGCGUGAAUCACUUGUCAUUCCUUCACAAAUACUUGUGUGAAGGAACGGCGUGAUUCACCCAGUGAUUCACCCAGCCAGGCCACUGUCAUGCAAGGUCAACAUCCCUUUAAAGGACAACAUGCUAAAUGAAGCAAAUCCAAUCUAACCGUAACUGUCAAGGGUUUGACAAAUUCUGUUUUGAUUCAUUGAAUUAUAUAGUUGAAUGUUGUUUCCAGCAUUGAUUUGUCAUAUUAUGCUCAACAUAUUUUCGUUUAUUUCAUGAUUAACUCAAAGUCAAAGAAAAAAUGUAUAUUAGAUUGUGAUGGGCAUGAAACAAUGGGUGUUAUCAUCAUGAAUCAGAGAUUUUAAAUGAAUUGAUUAAAAAUAAUUACAAGGUAGUAAUGGCAUGAUACAAUAUACCAGUUCUUUAAAUAUUGGCAUCAGUAUCAGCUCAUAUCAGUCAAUCACUUCUUUACACUCUGAGCAGUCCAACUCAAAUAAAACAGAGUGUUACUUUGGUGUUAUUAGCCAGUAAACUGACACAUUUAAUAUAACAUUUUUAUCUAAUAAACCAGAAAAGCUAUACAUGUGUUUCAUUACCAAUCACAUCAGCAAACACUAAACAACUUAAGUCACAGCAGAGUCAGCAAGGGCAAUGGUGCAUAAAAGAUGAUAAAUAAGAUUUCAUAGAAACAAAAUUUAUUGGAAAAAUAAUAUCCAAACAGAUGUUGACCUUUUUUUUUUCCUCUUGUCAGCUGUACCUCCUUUUUUAAGCACCCUUGCUCGUGUAGGCAGUAGUGGUCAAAGGAGGAGUCAGAUGUGUAACUGUCAGUUAAACUGCUGGUUUAACUGUCCAACAUUGUUGCAAACUAACUUUGUUUUGGGUUGCUUGUACACAUUUAUCUUAAGUCAUGAACUGUGCCUCACAACAAAUCAGCACGAGGGAGUAGAGUCUGCCCUACAACUAAUCAGGACAGAGAGAUUGAAGGCGGCUUUGAUUGGUCAGAGCUACUGAGAGGAGUACAGGUUUUUAAACAGCUAUGUAUAGAGGCAGAGCAAAACACAGAGAUUUUGUGAUCAUCUAAUUUAAUAUCAAUUCCUCAUAGCUGUUGAUGGUGCUAUGACCUUUUUUGUAUUUAUAACACAGAAAAAGAUAAGUUUUUUCCAGGACCUUGCCUACUGUAGCUUUAACCACUUUGCUAAAACACUAAACAUUAAUAAUGUGGUUAUAUCACUACUGGUACUCUUGGGUAAUGGUGUGCCUUCAUGUCUUUUGGAUUUGUGUGUAUAAAGAGCACCUGUGGGGGUAUUUGUGAUGAUUUAUUGACUGCAGAGGUCUCCAAGAGGGCACUUCUGCAGGGCUUUUACACUGGUAUGUGCUGAACAAGAGGGCAUAGAUUAUCGCUCAACUGAAAAAUGUUUUUAAAAAAGAUGGGAGAACAAUAUUACAACAGAUCAUUUCAGUGUUUCAUUUCAGGUUUGAUUGACAUGAGCAUUGCUGGAUAGUCAAUACUUUUUGGGCUCCUCUGUUUUUUAAACCCUUACAUUGAUCAACACAUUUAUGUAGUUAAUGUAAUUUGUUAAUGCUAAUGUAUGGAAAUAGACCAUGUUCAAACAUUGUUAGAUGUAACAUUAAGUUAUCAAAUACAAAUGAUCCUUAUAGGCAACAGUGGAGCAGUACAACACAAUGUGCCUGCAGGUUCCUACUGAGCCCAGUGCAGACUACCCAGCUCUGCUGAUGUGACGCACAAUCUGUUGUAUGUAAUAACUACAGUGCAAAUGUGCACAGGUAGAGAGAGCUUCUGAUGGUCUGAGACCAUUAACAAAAACUCAUCUGGAAUAAAUCAAAUUCUAAAAAGUUCUCCUGUGGCUCUCUGGUACCUGAGGUUAGAUCAAAGCUGUGUUUUUUUUUUUUUGUUUUUUUAAGCGGGGGGCCCUGACCCUCAGAGGGUGCAUGAGGGAAGUCCUGGAAACUUGGGGGAGUAGGAGGGUAAAAAUCCUCUCAUCAUAUUUUUUUGACAAUUACAUUUUAACAUGUAAGUGGUUUUGGAUGUUAAUGAUCACUGUUCAACAAAUCAAGCAGCAACCUCCAGGAUUCAGAAAUGAUGCUGAUGCUGAUGCUGAUGAGCUAAAGACUGCAGAUCCUCAAGUGUCCACUAUAGACCGGCUGCAAAAGCACAAGAGGCUGCUAACAUUACCAAAAAUCAAAUAAUUGAAUUUGUUUGGCCAUGCCAGACACAUGGUGAGUGAAGGCCCACAGGUGUUUUACUCUGUGACUGAGCUGAGCUCAGAGGAAAGAGUUUGAGCCCACAUCUGGACUUCAAAGGUGUUUUCUGGCUGAAGAAGAAACAAAUCUACCUGUCUGGAUGUAUCUCUCUACAGAAUCAAACAGAGCCUGAGCCUUGAACACCCACUGCUGCAAUGGAGCCUUUUAAAUGAGGCUUUGUGUGCUCUCUCAUCAGCGGCCUACUUAACUGGGUGAGGAUGAUGACUGAGUUUAUCAGCAACCAAAGAGCCUAAACUGGAGCUGAAAGACGAAGGUGACGGCUCCUCCUGUUCAGGAUGUUUCAUUAUCAAAUGAUGAAUUUAAUGUGCUUCCUGUUUAAUGGAGAGUCAAUAACUCUUUCAUGAGGAGGGCUCAGAGGAGUGAAGGGCAGCUCUUUUACUUUAAUGUAACUUAUUAAAGUCUCAUCAGUUUGCACUACCAUCUGCUUGCAAAGCUGCUCUGUCCUCUCAGUUCACCAGACAGGGAAAAACUACUGGUGUGUAGCAGCAACAUUAUGCAUGCCUGGACAUGCUGCGUGAUCAGAGAGGACAAACCUCCUUAGAGGCAGAUCUUAAAAAUCAUUAGUAAUAUCUAAAUAAAAUCUAGAGCCGUGACAUUUACUAACAUCCCAGGAGCUUCUGCAAGCAUUGGUGCACUUGGACUUCGGUUAGUUGCAUGUCAAAAGUCAGAAUCUCAUGAAUAAAUUCAUUGCUGAAAAUCCCUGGGUGAUUCACAAAUACUGUCACACCAUCCAUGUGGGAAAAAAAAGCCUCUUGUGCUUUUAUUUUUCUCUCCUCAGACUGUUGAAAAACACGAUGCAGAAUAUUUACAAUGCAAAAUCUGGAAAGAGAGGGCUGUGUGCAAGACUUAUCAGCUCAUGUACAAGAUUCAUGGGGAAUUUGUCAUUUUUCCUGUAAGCCCAAAAAAAUGUGCUCAUCCCCGAGAUGGAUAAAGACACGUUUGCAUCUAACUUCUGCAGAGAGAAAAUCAUUGUGUUUGAUUGUCUAGUUAGGCCCUGAGCAUGCAGAGAAGCAAGAAGGCACCAUAAGGGACCACCUCUGUCUCUACUGUAAAUGACUGCUCAUUUGGCCAUGGCAUGCCCCUAAACUCACUACUUCUGCACUUGCAUUAAGUCAGGCAAAAAUGUGAUAUUUUAUGCUACACAAUCUGCAGCAGCAACAUGUGUGCACAAAGGUGGGCUCACUCAUAACCACUUGUGUCUUUAAUUUUACUGUGUAAUCAGAACAUCAUCAUCUUUACAAACACAGAGAAGAAGGGAGGAAUUGGGGAAAAGUUAGUCCACAUGAUCGGUCAUCAAACUGUUAACAUGAUAAUUUAGUAGGAUAAAAAAAAAAACAGUUUACUCCCCUCAUAAAAUAAAAUAAUAAUCCGGUACAAGUAGGAUGCAUCUUUUAAGCUUUAUUUAAACUAGGCUAAUUUUUACAUUCAUGAUUAUUUUUAGAGAAAUGUCAUUUUUUCCUUUCUGCUGGGUGGGUGAUGCCACAAGUUGCCAUCCUAGCAUGCAAAAAAAUUUCAUCUUCAUGAAAUUAUUGUGAGAUUAGCAGCACAUAAACACACAUAUACUGUACAUCUUGCAGGCAGGCAAAACAGCAGGUGAUUGAUAAUGUUUUUUUUUACGUUUCUUCUAGUAAUUUCUAAAGCUUUCGAUUUGGGGAAAACAUCUCUGCUGAAUGCUGAAUGCUCCUCUGUGCUCACUGUGUAACUCUGUCUCUGCAGCAGAUUGCUGGAUUGGUGCCGGGCAGCCUUUUUCUGACAGAUGUAACACUUAAAUAAACAGAAACAGUGCUGAUGACAUGAAAAUAAACCAGAAAAGUGAAGGAUCAAAGACAGCUUCCUCCAAAAACAGGCACGCCACAUGAUUGUUGUUCAGCUGCAGAUCCCACUGUUGGGGGGGGGGGGUGGGGGGUGGAGAAAAUACUUAAAGACCAGACUCUAAGUAUUGUUGUUUUACUGUAUUUAUUUUUCUCUCAAGGAUGAAUUAUAACUUUCUCACCUCAAUAUUCAGUUUAUUUUCCUCAAUUUAAACUUUGUUCUUAUAGUGCAGUGUGAAACAAGCUUUCUGUCCUCAGUUUUUUUCCUCACCCCUGGUUUAAAUCUCCUCCCCGUCGUUAAAUGACUUUUUAUGUGACUUCUUGUCUGUCUUUGUAACAGGCUAUCUGUGAUAGCCUUAACUGGGGCAGCUUUAGUGAUGUCCCCUUAAUGAUGUCUUCAGAUAGGUUAAAGCCUCCCAGAGUUUUGAUUUAAGUCUGUAUAUCAAUUAAUGAUGUGUCAGUCGCAUACGAACCAGUUCAAAGAGUGAAUGAUGGGAGCCGGCUCCCAUCUGUGAGCUGUUUUUUUUUUUCUCUCUCUCUCUUUUUUCCCCUCACAGACUGUAGAAAAAAAACUACUAGGCAGAAUGACAGGAUUUCUAUCUGUUUUGUGUAGCAGAGUGGUACUACAAGCAAGUCAGCGCUUUCAUUGGGUGAUUUUAGAGCGUUACAAAGGUGUGUAAAUGCAAUGUAACCAUUGGCUACAGCAAUUUACUAAUAUUAGAAAAUGUAAUUUUUACUUGUAAAUACUGCAGUACAAAGGAUGUAGAAUUAUUUAAGAGGCAUGUGUACACAUGCGUACAUAUCAUAAGCCAAACAAUGCUAAAUUUGGCUGAAUUAGGAAAUAUAUAAGUGGUAAAAUGGAGAGCCGUUUAGGAGCUGAAAGAGCCGGUGAGCUGAGCCGAAUUAUCUGGCUCGCUAAAAAGAGCCGUAAUUCCCAUCACUAAUACCAGUCUCCAUGACCUGACCAAAGGGAGGUGUAGAAAUGUCCAGAAGAGACGCUCAUAACACCUUUGUUAGACAGAGACUCUCCAUCUUAUCAGCUGAUGGCCCCUUUGUGCUUGGAGACCAAAGUUUUAACUUGCAUAACUUUCACUGUGACUGAACCUGUGCAGGAGUCACUUUGCGAUCCCCUGUAAUACAGCACCAGAGAAUAUGCUACUGAAAUGUGCACUUCAGUCAUUCAGUAGUACAGAUCAGAUAGCAGCUGUUUGCAACGUUUCAUACUGACACUGACAGACAUUCUACUUUUUCAUUAAACUGAGAUCUGCCGGGUUGGUCAGCAGAGUCAGACUCAUUCUCCUGGCUUGGGUGUGUCUGUAACAGGCUCAUUAAUGCUGAAUCCCAUGCUGCAUUGCAAGUUUUACAAACUUAAGACUAGCAUGCUUUAGUCUACUAUCACAUUUGUGAUCAUGCACAGAGGGCUGUAAACCUUAGCAUGACUAUCUCACAUGUUCAGUGACACAGACUGACAUUUGAGGCCAGGGUUAGUGGCUAUAUUAAAUAUUACAUGAUAUAAUAGAAGAUUAUGUUGAUUUGUUGCUCUGAUUAUUUUCUCAUUUGUACAGGCUAUAUUGUCAGAUUGUUUCAUUUCAUGAUGCUCCAAAUGUUUUAAAUUGGUGGCCAGUCAGGCCAGUCUCUCAGCAGGACUCUUCUACUACAGAGCCAUGCUGUUGUAAUCCCUUUUAUCAGAGUGUGGUUUGUCAUUGUCUCACUGAAAUAUGAAGGUCUUCCCUGAAAAAGUCGUUGUCUGGAUGGAUGGCCUAAAUCUGUAGAUAUUGUUCCGUUUUAAUGGAGCCUUCACAGAUGUGGAAGAUUCCCAUGACAUGGACUCUGAUGAUCCACAUACCAUCAGGGAUGCUGGAUUUGAACUGUACGAUGAUAAAUUAGAGGGUCCUUAUUCUCUUAAGAGCAGAGGAUGCAGAGUCUGGCUUUAGACAGGGUGAGCUCUCUGCUCUUAACAGUGGAGGACAUGAUUUCCAAAAAGAAUGUAAAAUUUUGAUUGGUCAUACCACAGAGCAGUUUCCUUUUCCCCUCAGUGCUGUGAUUUCAACACUUAAGUAUUCAGCUGAGCCUGUGAGGUCAACACUGUAAUCAUGAGAAGUAAAAGAUCUCUGUCAGUUAUCCUGACAGUGUUAAAGAGGUGGUAAAUGGAUGAGGUAAAGAUGUCCUUUUGAGUUAAGUUCUUUUUAAACUCUGACCUAGAAGAUCAAUGUAAGACACCAGUCAUUAAAGCUGAUGGUGCACUUAAUGACAGGGACCAGAGCAUUUAUCUCCAUUGAGAACAAAGGUGAUUAAUGACUGCCUGCUCAGGAAACCUUCAGAAUCCAGACUUCUGCUCGUCGUCUGAGCUGGUUUAAAACUCUAAGGAGAAAAUAAAUGAACGUAUACGACCUUUUUACCUUAAGUCUGUACCAUAGACUGUAUAUACAGUCUAUUUGGUCUGUACUUUCUGUUUGCUGCUAUAAUAAACCUGGAACAGUCCUAAAGUCCCUGCUUUUUUAUGUUAAUGAAAAGAUUGAAUUCAUAGACAUAGUGGGAAUGAUAGCAGCACUGCAGCAUAGUGACCAUUGUUUCUGCCCACUUGGAGUUUGACAGAACAAAUUAAACGUGUUUCUAUUGUUUUCCAUCAGUUUCCGGCCAAAAACACUGACUUCAGAUACAUGAAAUAAUGAAAAUGUUUUCUUCUAAAUAGUCAUCAACUUGCUGCGCAUGUGAAAGAUAGUAUUUCACCAACUUAUAAAGAAUGAUCACUCAGCCUAGCUGUCUCUAUUUCAGCCUCUGGAUUUCAGUUUUAUGACCCCCAGUUUUGCAAUAACUCUCACUGUCCUCAUGAAUCUCACUCUAAUAAGCCUGUUGCACAUUUCCUGUUCAACACAGCUACUUGACCUGCUGUCUAAUGAACAUUAGUACAUUAUUAAACAGCUUAAGAUGGAGAUAUCUUUCUAAGGAGGCAGUGAAGCUCACUGGUGUUUAAACAUUCGGGGAUAUUGCACAUAUUCACUCUUUGACCCUAAAGCCACGCUGUUGUACCCCAUGAAGAAUCUUGGCGUUGUCUUUCUGAAAUAAUCAGGGAUGUCCCUGAAAAAGACGGGGCUCGGAUGGCAGCAGAUGUUGCUCCUAAACCUGUUUGUACCUUUUAGCAUUAAUGGAGCCUUCACAGAUGUGACAGUUAGCCAUGGGCACUAUCACACCCCCAGACCAUCACAGAUGCUAGCUUUGACCUUUGACCUGAUAAUAGUUCAGAUGAUCCUUUUCCUCUUUUGUCUGGAGGACACCACGUCCAUGAUUUCAAAAAACUAUCUAAAAUACGGAAUGGCCAGACCGCAGCAGACUUUCCCACUUUGGGUCAGUCCAUCUCAGAUAAGCAAGAGAUAAGCACGCAGAGAAGCCUGCGAUGUUUCUGGCUGUUGUUGAUAUCUGACUUUGGUCGCUUUCACACCUGACCAAGCGGACUCGGUUCGAUUGGGGAGCUGAAAGUCGCAACACUGUUGCAUUUAUAACUUGUUUUGGUUCUGCUUUCACACUGUGAUUUCUAAAGCGCACCGAACUUUCUGAGCAGCAUCACAUGGUUGAAAGGGGCGCUUGUCGAUUGGACAAAGUAGGACGGAUAUGUAACCUCAUGGAUUACAAACAGGGGUGGACUAGCCGUCUUGUAUUGUGCUUCGUCACAUUAUUUUAUGGAAUGCUACAACGUUAGUGAACGGAACUCUUCCUAUAAUGCUAUCGUAGCUUGUCAGGGAUUGAUCCUGGUAUUUUUCUAACUUUGACGAUCUAACAUGUGACAACAUAUGAUAGUACAGCGGUUAAGCAAAAAAUUGUGCACUUUUUGAGAAAAGCAUGAAACUUUUACCAUAGCUAGGUGAUACCAUUAGAUUUAUUUUCAGAUGUGGAGGGAAGUCAGAUUUGACCCCUGAGGCCCGGGAGAGGUCAAAUUCAAAAUGGCUGCCAAAAAUAUUGAAAAAUGCUUAACUUUGGAACCAAACACAGUAGAACAUUUAAGGUGUCAUUUCCCACUAAUUUCUGGGUGCCCAUUCAGUUGGUGAUACUUUUGAGACCAAUAGAAUUCAAUUAAAUGCCUUCAGAUCAAUGUCAAGGUCAAAUUAUCUGGAAAAAGUCAGGCGAAAGGUGCAAAAAGGUGGUUUAUUUCCCAAAUAAUGAAAGUAACAAGUGAUUUUAAAAAAAAAAUUUUUAAUGACAAUAAGAGUUAUGAUAAUAACUUGUAUUAAUACAGCACCUGUCAUAGAACUUAAGGUUGCGUAACAAAACAAAACACAAUCAAUGGAUGGAAAUACAGCAAACAGACAGUGCUUAGUUCCCUUUCAUAUCAGGAUCAUGUCAUGGAAAUAAUCAAAUUUCUUAACCGUCUAUUAUAGUAUUGGGUGGAGCCCCCUGGUUCCCCAUCUAUUCACCCCUGGCUGACUCCCUUCCACAGAUCCUCGUCUUAGGAGGUUCUCGGACCCUGUCCCACGCAUGUUUCCCUCUGCAUCCUGGUACCCUUGCACUUCCCUGGACUCUGGGACGGCUAUGGUGAAUGACUGAACCCUAACACAGUCUCCCGAACAAAAACAGAGCUCUGUACAUGCAAGUCCAGCUUUGACGCAUGUGCACCGUCCAGUGCACCCUUUCUGGCAGUUACACUGGAUUAGCUCAUGGCAAGAUUUUGAUGCUUCAGGGAGAGCUGUCCAGAAUGGCUGCCACCCAGUGGAUUCUUUUGUCCAUCCCCAGUCAGAUGCCUCUGGUAUCUUCGGAUCCAAGACCAGUAACUGGUUCCACAGGUUGGCCUGAAAGCAAGUCCGCUUGAUGUGCUCUUUAAGGGCUGCCUGGGUUGGAGGGAUGUUCUCCAAAGUCCUGGACUUCUGGGAGAAAAGGUGUUCCCUGGCAUUGUUUACCUCCAUGCAUUCACUGGUUCGGUCGUACAUCAGCACCCCAAAUCGUUCUAUCAGUGACCUUGAUCCUUCACUGACCUCACUUGGCAUGGCCAGGAGUUCCUGCAGAGCAUCAGUGACCUUGGGGAAAGACUUCCAAGUCUCCCAGGCUGUCUUCUUUCCUAUAUAUAUAUAUAUAACCGUAAUCUCAGGUGCAUUGGGUGAUAGCCUACACUGCACUGAGAGAAACAAGAAUGCUAACACAGUCUUCCUCAAUCAAAUAUUUACUUACUGUCCCUUUCAAAAUUAUGGUAAUUGAUCUCUAUACUGAUUCUAAAUAAUUAACUUAAUGGGUAGACUGCUCACAGGUUAUCCCAAGGCUUCUUGCACACCAGUAAUCAUCCUUAGUGACAGUGAUGGGCAGGUGCAGUGUCCAAUACAAGGAAAUGGAGCACUAUAGCCUACAUACCAAGAGAAAAGGUACACCUGUCUCCACAGUCCACAGUGUCUCAAUCAAAAAUGUAUUAUAAAUUUACACUCACCGGCCACUUUAUUAGGUACACCUGUCCAACUGCUCGUUAACACUUAAUUUCUAAUCAGCCAAUCACAUGGCGGCAACUUAGUGCAUUUAGGCAUGUAGACAUGGUCAAGACAAUCUCCUGCAGUUCAAACUGAGCAUCAGUAUGGGGAAGAAAGGUGAUUUGAGUGACUUUGAACGUGGCAUGGUUGUUGGUGCCAGAAGGGCUGGUCUGAGUAUUUCAGAAACUGCUGAUCUACUGGGAUUUUCACGCACAACCAUCUCUAGGGUUUACAGAGAAUGGUCCGAAAAAGAAAAAAAUAUCCAGUGAGCGGCAGUUCUGUGGGCGGAAAUGCCUUGUUGAUGCGAGAGGUCAGAGGAGAAUGGCCAGACUGGUUCGGGCUGAUAGAAAGGCAACAGUGACUCAACCACCCGUUACAACCAAGGUAGGCAGAAGAGCAUCUCUGAACGCACAGUACGUCGAACUUUGAGGCAGAUGGGCUACAGCAGCAGAAGACCACGCCAGGUGCCACUCCUUUCAGCUAAGAACAGGAAACUGAGGCUACAAUUUGCACAAGCUCAUCGAAAUUGGACAAUAGAAGAUUGGAAAAACGUUGCCUGGUCUGAUGAGUCUCGAUUUCUGCUGCGACAUUAAGAUGGUAGGGUCAGAAUUUGGCGUCAACAACAUGAAAGCAUGGAUCCAUCCUGCCUUGUAUCAACGGUUCAGGCUGGUGGUGGUGGUGUCAUGGUGUGGGGAAUAUUUUCUUGGCACUCUUUGGGCCCCUUGGUACCAAUUAAGCAUCGUUGCAACGCCACAGCCUACCUGAGUAUUGUUGCUGACCAUGUCCAUCCCUUUAUGACCACAAUGUACCCAACUUCUGAUGGCUACUUUCAGCAGGAUAAUGCGCCAUGUCAUAAAGCUGGAAUCAUCUCAGACUGGUUUCUUGAACAUGACAAUGAGUUCACUGUACUCAAAUGGCCUCCACAGUCACCAGAUCUCAAUCCAAUAGGGCAUCUUUGGGAUGUGGUGGAACGGGAGAUUCGCAUCAUGGAUGUGCAGCCGACAAAUCUGCGGCAACUGUGUGAUGCCAUCAUGUCAAUAUGGACCAAGCUCUCUGAGGAAUGCUUCCAGCACCUUGUUGAAUCUAUGCCACGAAGAAUUGAGGCAGUUCUGAAGGCAAAAGGGGGUCCAACCCGUUACUAGCAUGGUGUACCUAAUAAAGUGGCCGGUGAGUGUAUAGUGUAACUCACAAUAUUCUGCAUUUGGAUUAUGACAGUUUAAAGACCCAGACUACUUUAGCAUAAGUGAUCAAGCCUAUUUGAGACUGGCUAACAGCUAGCUAGCUAGCAAGGUGUUAGCCAACUUGCUUCAGGGCUAAGUUUGGUUUCAGGAAUUAGUAUACUUGUUGCUAUCAAGAGAGGUGAUAUGCUUUAAAUUAAAAUGCUGAAAUCUAUACUGUGUUCAAUCAUUCAACUGACUUUAGCUCACAAAGAAAUGUUCAAGAUGGUAUUAUUUGCAUUUUAAGGCAUUACCAAUGAUGUUGUUCAAUCAGUCAAUCAGUUUACCUGUUAGAGGUAGAAUAUUAAUCUCUGAAUAUUCCUGCCAGAAGUUGUCUCCUGCAGACUGCAGACAGGGCUACUAAUCAUGCCAUCCACCCUACUGACAACUCUAAUGCAAUUAGUUACUAGAGGUCCACCUGGUAGUUCUGAUCUUAGAAGAAAUUACCACACAUCACAGUUAAUAAUAAGAGAUAGUGCAAAGUUAUAAAAUAACAUUUCGAGGCACAUGGAUACAAUUAAAUAAAUAUUUAUUGUUUUGUUAUGCAUAUAUUGUACCUUGACCUUAAAAUAAAUACAUUUUCUAAAAUUAUAUUGGUCUCAAAGGUGGCACCAACUGACUGGGCACCCAAAAAUUAGUAGGAAAUGACACCUUAAAUGUGUUUUUACUGCAUUUGGUUCUGAAGUUAAGCAUUUUUCAAUAUUUUCAUCAGCCAUUUUGAAUUUGACCUCUCCCAGGCCUCAGGGGUCAAAUCUAACUUCCCUCCACAUCUGAAAAAAAACCCUCAUGGUAUCAUCUAACUAUGGUAGAAGUUUCAUGCUUUUCUCAAAAAGUGCACAAUUCCUAUUGUUUUGGGGGCUAAGCCGCUGUACUAUGAGCUUAGAGUUUAAGGACUGUGACUGUUGGUAGUUGUGAUUUGAUUUUGUUUAAAUAUGUCAAAUUGUGAAUUUAUGGGUUAUUGUUGUUCAGACAAUUGAGCUAAGCUAGCUAGCAACUGCUAAUGUCAGCGGUCACUUGUUGCCAUAGCAACAAGUAACGCCGUGCUUCCUCUACCCAAGAUGCACUGCGUAUGCACUGCAUAUAGCAUCAUUACAUACAUUUGGUCCUGUGUUUGGUCUGGUGAGCUUUCACACUGCAUACGAACCGAACCAGGGUUCACUUGCAAGCAAACCGAGAUCCACGUUUUCAAGCUGACCAGAGUUCGCUUGUUUGGUCCGCACCAGGGUUCGGAUGAGCUUUCACACCUGCCCAAACGAAGCGGACUAUCCGAGGAAACGAACUCUAGUCCGUUUAAAGUGGACCAAUAGCUCUGGUGUGAAAGCGACCUUUGUCUUUGCAUGGUAGAGUUUGAAUUUGUAGGCGUAGAGAUGAACUCAUGUUAACUGACAAUGGUUAUCUGAAGUCCUCCUGAGCCCACAUGGUAAAACCCUUCAAAAAAUGAUAAAGAAUGGAACAGAAUAGACUAAAAUAAUCCUUUAUUGUUCCUCGAGGUGGAAAAUUGUCUUUGGCUGACCAGCACAGGAGACAGACAGCACUACAAUACAAAUAUUGUCAUACAUAAAGACAAAUAAUAAACACAAUAAAAACAGAGGUGAGACGUAAAAGUAGAGGUAAAAUAGGAUCCAGUGAGACAAGUAAAACAUAAAGGUAGAGCAGUUCAGGCCAUAUGGGUGGAUUGGCCACUUAAUUGAAUUCAAGAUGGCAAUGGCAUUUGGUAGAAAUGACUUUUUAAAAGGACCUUUGGCCAGAGGAGCUCUGUAAUGCCUCCUAGACUUCAGAAGCUCCAACUGACAGAACAGAGGAUGAGAUCGGUCUGCCAGGGUUCUUCAAACUUUCCUCCUCUUCCUACCAGCUGUUGCAUUGAGAUGGACCGCUGGACCUCUCUGCCCCCUAUUGAUGAACCAUCAUUUAAACAUUUAAAGGUUUUUAGGGGAAAAAAAACAUACUCUGAAUAAUGGAUUCAAGGCUUAGAGUCCUGAAAGCACAAAGCAGAGCUGAGUGUGGUUUGCUCGGAGCAGCUGUGCAGAAAAUAAGAAAGACAUGCCUCAUGACUUUUUGAACAGUAAGUGCCUAUGAAAAAAAUUCAUCAAUUUUCUGGCUGCUUGAAGACAUGCAGAUAAGACUGUGGCAGUAAUUAAUACAUGUUAAGUCAGGACUGAUAUCGGUUAAUUUAAUCAGACAGGAGAAUACAAUUGCCAGAGUAUUCUGGUUAUUUUUACCUCAGUUAGAAACCUCUUUGAACCCUUGGUAGUUCUCUAGUUUCUAGUGUUUCUUCCCUCUGAUGUUGGUAUCACUUGGGAUGGCGACAUCUACCACAAUGGCUCUCUGCUGUUUGUCUACAAUUACAAUGUCCAGUUGGUUGGCCAUUACCAUGUCAGCCUGUAUCUGGAAGUCCCACAGAAUCUCGGCUGUAAGUAGCUGGAUAGCUCAGCGGGUAGAGUAUCCCGUUCCUAACUGGGGGUUGUGGUUAAAUUCCUGCAUCACACACAUCUGUAAAGAGUGAAAAACAUCUACCAGUGUAGGUCCUUAGGCAAGAGCCUUAGCGCUAUGGCUAUGGCAAUUUCAGGGGUUGUACGUCUAAGGAAACAAUCUUGUUUGUAUCAUACACACAGACAGCAGCUAAGCUGAGAGAGAGGGGCCGGCAAGUGGAAGCCCUGAACAUCAUUGGUGUGACCUGCAUGAUCUUUCCAGAAUUUCAGGCCCCAGUGGAAAUGGAAUAAAAGGGCCACAGAAACAAUUAAGAACCUAAAAGUUUCUAGUACUUUCUCAAAGCACACAUAGAUACUUUUGUGCUAGAAACAAAGAAAAGAGACAAGAUCAUGUUUAUCAGUUUUUAUUUAAAACCCUGUAUAGUAAAAGGUUACUGGUUAGAAAGAGGAUUCCUCACUGGACAGAGUGAGUUCUUCUUAGAAGUCAACACCUCGGGAUCAUGGCUAAACGCACACCUGAACAGGAAUGUGUGAUGACAGGUGAUCGACCAGAUCUGAAUCUCUUCUGAAGAAAAUGGCAGCUCCUCUCACUUAGAAACACACAGUGAGCAAACAAUCCCACUUUUGAAGAGUCUCUGAUACCAAGUUCGCUUUGAGUCCAUUUCUGCUCCAGCUCAAAGUUAAAGAAAAACAAACGUUGGAAAUGUGUGGGAAAAGCCAACAAGCCUUUCGGUGUCAGUCAUGCAAGGAGAAAAGUGCUGCUGUAAAAAAAUUGAUAAAAAACAAAAACAAAAAAACAAUAGUCUGCAACAAAGGGGAAGAAAAUGAUUUUUUCACAGCAUGCACAGAGAGUAGGAGACAGUCUACAGAUAAAAGACAAUUACAGACAUUGACCCAGCAGCUGCAGGAAACCACUGUACAAGUAAAUCCUCUCCUCCUCUCCUCCCCUCUGCAGGAUCCAUUUGAAGCCAAGAGCGUCCUCAUCACUUGUGAGUGCCUCAGGGCAGAGACGGGUCAGAGAUGGCGUGUGCCGGGUCGCAGGUGAAGGACACAGUGAUUGCAUAGCGUGUGCCCCAUGUCACCUUUUCCACACGGUGGAGGUUUUCAGAACCAGAGGUGAAGAAGGAGACUCGGCCUGGACACAGACAGGAAAAAGAGGAGAGAAAUGGUUGGAGUUACAGACGCUCUUUGUUUCACAGACUGAGAUUUUGAGGUUGAUAUUCCAACAAGUAAAACCCCCAUGUCAUUUAUACUUGUGUUUUAAAGGAAAAUAAAAUGUUGAAAAAAA